This is a messenger RNA of Gallus gallus (chicken), 2325 nucleotides long. RefSeq lists its product as uncharacterized. Bases 1591 to 2325 code for a protein of 244 amino acids. The record is from RefSeq and is a predicted model, not a curated record. The transcript has 2 exons. Lineage: Eukaryota; Metazoa; Chordata; Aves; Galliformes; Phasianidae.
ACACGUAAAGCCGCGUGUCCGGAGAAGAGCGGGGCUCAGCGCUGGGCGCGGCGGGACGCCCUCCACGGGGAAGCGGAGCCUCAACAGAAGGAACAACACCGCACCGCACCGCACCGCACACAACGGGGUUCGCUCACUCUAUCGUAGUGGUUCGUCUCUCUCCGUGUGGCUCAGGCACCAAAGCACGUCAAGACGAGUUCAGUUCCUAAUGUUUACAUGGGAGAACAGGUAAGGACACAGAAAAAGUAUAUAUAUACGAAUCCACUUGCAUUCCUCCAAGCAAUUGGAGCGAUUAUCCACAUUCUGUUCGUAUAUUCCUUUAGGUGAUGGUCAUAGGUAACGAGUCUGAGAGUUCCUUGAGUAUCCCUAGGCAGAGACAAUAGAGACAUCGAGUGACAUAGACACUGCGCACGCAGGAAAUAUUGAGCUGUGUUAUUACGGUGCUCUUUGGGUUGUUCUGCUGAAGAUGAGCUCUCAGAGGGCUGUUUUUUUGUUGCUGUUUCUCAAAGCCGAAAACAUGCCUUUAAUUUAGCAAUUGUACCAACCAUCAACGCGGUAAGAUAUGAUCCGCGUUGUCGCCAAACACAAAUCAAAAAAUGAUACAAAGGCUUUCACAAGUUAAUUUCAGAUGACAAAACACGUGCCCACCACAACAGAGAAAGUUAAACUAUCAUUUGCGAACUGUGCGGUUGCGUGAAGAGGUAUCUGCUAGGUACGCUGAGCACAGGCAAACACUGUCUAUCUGCAGUUCUUUGCACUGAAGGCAGGGAGAAGCUGAGGCGUGCGAUGCAGGCGGCUCUUGCAGAAGCCUCAGUGAGACCUGAGCGGGACCCUCAGGGAGAAAAUGUUUUCUUGUGGAUUCGGUACCUAAUACAACUGCAAAACUAGUUUGUAGUCGCCUUGGGAGGGAAAAUAAACCCGGUCUGUUCCUAAAUGGGUAUGGUUCUGUCCAGUCCAACGUGGACAAGGGCUACGAGCCUUUUAUCUAUACCUGUCAUUGGCGUUUUGCAACGAGCAGGCAAAGAAAGUGCAAUGCCAUCGUCUCACUUGUGCAAAAUAUUUGUUUGUUGGAGUUUUCCGAGCUACCGCGUGAUUUCAUUGUUCAGGUGGAGUUUAUAGAUCGGUUCUAAUAAACACUGUUUUCUGAAAACUCCCGGGGAAACAGAGACUCAGUGCGUACGUGUGCGCGUGUGUGCGUGUGCAAGCCUAUGGAGCGCCCCGUCUGAAAGACGGAGAGGAGCGAACACACAAAGGAGAUGGUGCAUCCCGGGAGAAGUGUUUCUUUCAACGCCUUUUCUCUCCACAGUGUCACCGCUCAGAAGUCAGCGUGCAGCCGCUUCUCGGUCAGAUUACUGCCGAGGCAGAACCACCACCCCAGGCUGUAGCGAGGCACCGUCCGCGCGCGGUGGGAGGGACGCGGACGAGAUUUAACUUGUUGCCAGUCGGUUUUGUGUGUUUGUUUGUUUGUGCUGCUGCUUUAAAAGCGAAACAAACUCCAGAAAAAAAAAAAAAAAAAAAAAAGCGGGGGGUGGAGGGUGGGCUGGGGAGAGAGGGAGGAGGAAAACAGGCUCUGUCUAAAAGACAUAUCAUAUGAAAAUAAUGUAUGAACACACCCACAGAUAUCAAGGGUACGCUAUCAGUCCUUCCCCAAGAAACUUAUUUAUGGGUGGUAGCAGUUAUAAUCAUCCAACAAGCCCCUUACCAUCUCUCUCCCCUCCCUCCGCGAAAGAAAGAAAAAAGAAAACAUGGAGACCACCCCGCCAAUAUAAAGUGCUCAGAACACCCCCCAACGAGAGCCGUCCCCUCCGACUGGGGCACUGCGGAAGCCGCAACGUUCGUCCCCGUCCCCUCCCCGCCCCCCCCCCCCCCAGUCCCGACCGCGGGUCCCACACCGAGCGCAGCUCCGCAUCCGCGCACAACUCCGCGCCGCGCACCGCCUCCUCCCGCAUGAGCCCCGGGCACGGAGAAAGUGAAAAGUGGCUUUACUCCGGGGCUCGCCAGGCGUCUUGCCUACGCGGGUGUACAGUUGUGUAUGGCUUUUGUGCUACCUCCAGCAUUUUGCUGUGGUUACACGGGGGGUCCAGGAGACGUAUGGGGGGGGAGAGGGGAGGAUGUUGUGCUUUUGUAGGCCCUAAAAAUGGGGUCCGCGGCUCAUCGCGUCAAGCUCGGAUCCCACUAAACCGAGGGCUGCCAUGGAUGCACGGAGCGGGGAGGCCAGAUCUAUCUUUAGGGGGAGUUCCCCGAAGUCUCCGCAAGGAACAGAGCUGCGGAUUUCAAACGCGGUCCACUUCGAUUCGCGCAGUGCCUGCAUACCUGCUUCAAUAG